CUGGUUAAGAGAUGAUAGCCAUAGCUGCAAGUAGUUUACGGAGAGAGAUUCAGAUGAAAAAAUCUAGACCGGUUUGGUACCCUAGAACUAGGUAGUAAGUAACGACCGUUAUUGAAAUGAAAAAAGGGAUGAUAAACAACCGCUAAGCAAGAUACUGAAUAGCAAUAAAACAGAUUCUGAGGGAAGUAAAGUUGAAGGUCACUCACCAUUUUUGGUAAACAAAGUGACGUCUUCAGCAGGGACAGAUACAAAAAUGAGAAGCAAAAACAAAGGAGAUGAGCUACAACAUCAUGAUGAACAAAUCGAAGAAACCAAAAGUUUGUUGACAAAAAUGAAUAUGUCCCGCUCCCGAAGCGGUUAAUAGAAAAAGAUGGCGGUCACACCCGGAGGCAGUACCGCGGCUGCGAAAAAUGAAGGUGCUGCCCCGUCGGCAUCCUCUAGUACUGUCUCGCGGACCGCCUCAACCUCGACCGUACGGACGAUAUACACAAAUGCCUCGGGGGAAAUCAAUGCCCCACUGUGGAGAUACGAGAAUGACAUCAGCGGCCACAGCGCUACUUCCGUUCAGGUUGGCAAUGCGCCUGCGACGUCGUCCUCGUCGAAGCGAUUUAUCGACAAUCUUGGCGUCUCCCCGGUUGCAAGGCGGACAGAGCCGCAUCAAAGUACACUUCGAAACAACAAAAGGCCGGUAGUGUCCUCGUCAAAAGGGAAAGGGAAGCAAGCAGGGGACCCGCCUAACAUGUCUCUCAAUCUGACGAAGCACAUGACGCACAACAGCCACUAUGUCAACAAGAGUGUUCUGCAGGAAGGCACGGCAUUCAGUGGUAAGAACCCGCGGAGUACUAGUAAAGGACCAUAUUCGUAUUCCCCUGGUGGGGCACCAGCCACAAAAGAUAGCACUAGGGCUACUUCAACAACAGCAACAGGCCGCGCUUUGGGAGACCUUCGCUGGGCGCAUGGGUGCAACACGCGGCGGCAGCUGCGGGACGUUUUGCGCAAUGAAGGGGAUGCGGACAUCAUUGAGGUCGACGUGACCGUCGGGAAAUUGCUUCGGGACGGGCGCGAAAAGGUGAUUGUGGAUUUCCCAAAAUUCUUCGACUUCAAUUGCGUCGGGGCGCGGAAGAAGUUUCAAUGCCGCAGGAAGCUGGAGGAAGAGGAGCUGGGUGGCAGUUGCAGCGGCGGCGUAGGAGCAACAUCUUCUGGGGCAAGUAGAACUACAAGUCGCGGCACUACAGCUGGAGCAGGUGGACAUCACCUGCACUCGGGUGGGGGACCCGCGACCCCGAGAGACGUGUACGAGGACAUGGAUGACGGCGAGCAGCUGAUUUUAUGCCAUUUUCCCUACACAAAGUCGGACUUGAGUUUGGCCGAGUUUCUGCGAGUGCUGUGCGAAGAAAAUGACGCGUACUACAAGGAAAAAACGGCACGGGAAGUAGCGUGCUCUACUACGAGAGCAUCUUCUUGUGGUCACCAGCGGACAAACAGCGCAAACUACGAUCAAGGUGGACGACUACAGCAGGGAGUAGAGAAUGGCUGCAGGGCGACCGCAACUGAGCAACAAGCAGAGUACUAUCCUUCUGGUGCUGUUGAGCUUUGUCGCGAUUGGUCUUGGCCAGCUGCGAUCACUAGCUCCCACUGGCCGCAUUCGCAGGCAACUGACGAUGAAUUCGCACCCAUAAUUCCUCCUGCUGAAGCUGUUGCGAAUAGCUUGAAGCUGGACGAUUUCACACCUAUACGAAGUACAACACCUGCUCCUGCAGAUUAUGAUUACAGCAGGCAGUUCGACCCUCCCGCGCGUGCGCGUGCCGCGACCUCAGGCCCAACUUUCUGGACCGGCGGAAGAAAGAACGGCCCUACGAAAGAUGAUUUGACGUCUGGUUCCUUCCUUGAACUCGAAGAGCUGUCAACGAGUAGUUUUUCGAGAAGCGGAACCGAUACCGAAGAACCACCUCGUCGUCCUGAUGCUCCUCAAGAUGCGAAACACAAUCACGACACCGUCGCUCUUAGUACUCCAACGGCAAGAACAUCAAACACAAGAAAGAUUGCUCUAGACGACGGGAAUUUUUCGCGAGGCAGCCAAAGCACGGAAAAAAGUUCAUCGUCUGCGAAGAAGCGGGCGCCCAUUAGCUCUACCACGGAUGGUGCGGCAGCCGCCUCGAAGUCUUCCAAGAAUUCAUUUUCCGGGACGAGCAGAGCCUUGUUUGUGAAUACCACUGACCUUCACCACCUCGCGCUUCCGGAAGCGCGCGACAGCUCCGCGUCUACUGCUUCGACGUCCGCCACGUCGGACAAAACAACAACAUCGGGGAUGAUGAAUGGGGCAACCAGCGAGACGGACAGGGAUACCGAUCGACACGAGGAUCACGUGGGUUUUUUGUUCGACAACCGCUCAGGAGGCAGUAGUUUUCCCGGGGAGCCAACAAUGUCCUCGGGAUCACUAGCAAGUGACAGCAAAAAUAGAAAUUCUGAAGGAAUUAGGACUGGCACAAAUACUGCUCCACCUUUGUCAACCUCGGCAACCUCAACAGCAUUUCCCUCAUCCACUUCUACGAAAAAACGCAGACUCCGUCCGUUGGGUGUGAAACUUGAUUUCAAAACCCAGCGCGCGUUGAAGCCGGCCCUGCACUUGCUCAAGAAGUUGAACGCUACUGCGCGACUCCCGGUGGUGAUUCUGAAUGCCGACGUGCUGCACGGGCCGUGUUCCAUGUCCGAACGGUAUCUCCCAGUGCUGGAAGCCAAGACCUUCGUGCAGAUGUGCGUCGAGCGCUGUCCAGAAGCGGUCCUGAGUCUCAGCUGGCUCGCCGGCGAUCACGCGAUAAGCAGCAGGAAUCGGGUGUAUACGGACCAGAUGAUCGAAAAAAUGCUCGGAAUUGUAUAGGAAUUUUGUACGCUGACGCAUAUGCUUCAUUGUCGCAUACUUAUUCUGCGGUUUGAUACAUCAAGCGUGAAAAUGCAGUGCAGUGAUUGUGAUAACCAUAAGUGCAGCGAACUUGAACUUCUUUUCUACUUCGAAAAUAAGAAUUGCCGUAAAAUAAAUAAAAAUCAAAAUUUAGGUGCUUUUCCCUUUGAUCGACGAUGGUUCUGGGCUUAUCCGAUCUCCCGCCAACGCUGCGCGCCACAUCACUUUUGCGGUCUGUGCCCAGUACGCUGCAGCCUCGAAACUCGUUUUUGACAAGUUACUAUGCAUUGCAAAAGUAUCGUACUAGUACAAAUCGCAAUACAAAUUUUUCCAGAAGGAAAAAUGGAAUUUGUAAUGCUGAUUUCGCUAAGAAACAAGAUUUGUCAUGCAUGAUUGCAAUUAGUUUUAGUACGAGGACGAUACUUGUUUUGCACAGGAUAGUUACUGCGGCACGUACCCUCUGCCUCACUGACACUAUACACCGGGUCCUGGUCCCGGGGCAUCACGCCAGAGCAUAUGCAUUGCAAGUAUGUCUGGGUCUCCUGGAAGAAAUUGCGAGAUUUCUCAUGCUAGUUUGGCAUGACUCUGAACUCUGUAUUGCGUGGCCACGAAGACCUCCUCUUGUCUGUCAUGCAAAAGCGAUGUUUCUCAUGCGGUAUACGCAACACAGAGCCACGAGAAAAUCUGUCAUGCUUGGCGGUGCAUUACAGUGCGCUUUCUGUUCCCUGACAUGCAUCGCAAGUUUCCAGACCCAGACAUAUUUGCACUUGAUAGAGCAUCUGGACGAACUAAAGCAGCUCUUCCCCUCCAGCCGCACCUUCUUCGACGUGCGGUUGAGGAACGGAAACGGGGCGGCAGCGAGAUAG
This is a messenger RNA of Amoebophrya sp. A120, 3765 nucleotides long. NCBI's taxonomy places the organism in Eukaryota, Dinophyceae, Syndiniales, Amoebophryaceae. The record is from the annotation of a GenBank genome assembly.